Molecule: messenger RNA, 3575 nt
Organism: [Torrubiella] hemipterigena
Lineage: Eukaryota; Fungi; Ascomycota; Sordariomycetes; Hypocreales; Clavicipitaceae
Source: the annotation of a GenBank genome assembly
CUUCCAUCCAUCCAUCCUCACAAGUUCCAUUGUGUGAAUAAACUAAACAGCUGAUGCGACGAAAUCUGAUACCUGCCUCAUUGGGUAAUGGUUGUCCGCCCCAGCAAUACGCCAGAGCAACUAUAAUUGGGUUGAUGUGGCAUUUGUGCCCCGCAAAACGUAGCGUGCGAUAUCUGGGGAAAUGCCGUGAUUGGUCCGGCAGACACGUUCGUUUCAAGUGUCAAGCCCGUCGAUGAUCUACGCAAGAAUGAUGGCUGACAGAAGCAUGUUUCUCUGUUUUGGCGUCUGCGGCGCUGGGGGAUGCUUCCACGUUUGUUCACGGUUCCCCUUCUCCCGUGCGCCACCCUUUUUAUUCUCUAGAUAGCAUCAUUCAUCCAAACAACUCAAAAUGCUGCGCUGCAGGAUGCGGCGGACGCUGGCUGGUCCGUGCAAGAUGCUGGGGGCGAUGCAACGCUACACGCUAAGAGCGCCCAGGCCUAGAAUACCCUCUCCACCAAGACUUGUUUUCAUUACCAAUCGCCCAGAGGUCCUUAUGAUGCUCCAUUGUCAAUCACCGCUGCAUCAGGAAGCUGUCUUGUGUUGAUAACAUGGGCAUCGCGGGCUCGGUACUUGUGAAUGGAGGGGCCCAAAUGAGGUUUAUCUAAUAGUUCAUCACCAAGACAAAUCACGGUAAUUGCAAUCGUGUGUCUCAUCGGUCAUCUUGGCUGAAAACACGGCCACGCCAGUCUCUCGCUUAGCGCAGCUGGCCAAAGCCAAGAUUUGAGCCUAUUUUACGCCUGGGGAAUCUGCUUUAGCGGCACUCUACUUGCUAUAAGAGUCUCUAGCCCUCCCCCCCUACCGAUAGAGUGUGCUGCUGCCGCUGUGGGGGACAAGACAGCGCUAACUUGGUGUAAACUUUUGCCGGUGUGGUGGUGAAUGAAACGCGGAUAAGAAGCCUAUUCUUCCGGAUGGACCAGCGGUGAAGCGAGGCACGCUUAAAAAAACGCGUCAACAAUGCUCAAACAUCGCGUACCGCAAUCUGCGCAUCGUGCUACAUUUAUCAGAUUUUUAUAGUUUUCCACAGCCAUGGCCAGCGCCCCAGACGGCGUUUGUGUGCAUCGAGUUUCCCCAGACUUCCGCUUGGGGAUCUGGCGGGGUCGGCUCUUCGGUACCUCGGCUAAAUGUAGAUAGCCUUUGAUCUCUAGAUAUUUUAGAGCUGUAGAUGUCGUGUGUCGCUUUCCCAAGCUGCUUCCAUCUUUGUCGCAAACAGCAGCAUCUCCAACCCACCAGUAAAACAUGCCUCCUGAUCCCAAGCUCAACCUCGACGAGCGCAUUCCAUGGUCUGAGCCGGCCUGGUACACCUCGCUCAACUCGCCAUACUACAAUGAGUCGCAUCGCAAGCUGCGCAACAGAGUGCGCGCAUACAUCGACACCAAUGUGCUGCCCUACGCCAUGGAGUGGGAGGAAAAGGGCGAGGUUCCCAAGGCAGAGGCCAUCAAAUACUUGCAGUCGGGCUUCGCGCUCGAGGACAUCCCAGCCCAGUUCAAGCCCGCCAAUCUGCCCAGCUUGGUCGAGGGACAGGCGCCCGAUGCCUUCCACAUGCUUAUCCUGAUCGACGAGACAUCGCGCAUCGAAGGCGGCGUCAACAUUGGCCUCGCCGGCGCAAACUCCAUCGGUAUCCCUCCCAUCGUCAACUACGGAACCCCCGAGCAGCAGGCCAAGUGGCUGCCUGGCCUCUUUACCUUUGACACCAGCUUCUGUCUGGGCAUCACAGAACCCACUGGCGGCUCUGACGUCGCGAAUCUCCGAACCACUGCGGUGCGCUCCAAAGAUGGCAAGUCGUUUGUCGUCAACGGCGUUAAGAAAUGGAUUACCGGCUCGCCGUGGGCCACACACAUGACAACCGCCGUCCGCACGGGCGAGGACGGCCGCAAGGGCAUCUCCGUCCUGGUCAUCCCGCUCGACAGCCCCGGCAUCACAAUCACCAAAAUUCACAACAGCGGCCAAAAUGCCGGUGGUGCCUCGUUUGUCGACUUGGAAAACGUCACAGUGCCUGCAGCCAAUCUGAUUGGCCAGGAGAACCAAGGCUUCAACAUCAUCAUGCGCAACUUCAACCGCGAGCGCUUCCUGCUCGCCGUCCAGUGCAACCGCAAGACGCGAUCCUGCCUGGCAGCUUCGUUUUCCUACGCACUAACCCGCGAGACGUUCGGCAAGGCUCUGAUGCACAACCAGGCCAUCCGCAGCAAGCUGACAGAGAUGGCGCACCGUGUCGAGGCACACUGGGCGUGGCUGGAGCAGAUUGCCUACCAUGUGGGCACGUCGCCCGAGGGCUGGAACAGUCCCGAUAUCGCAAGCCGCAUUGCCCUGCUCAAGGUCCAAGGCGGCCAGAUGGUAGAGCUUGCGGCGCGAGAGGCCCAGCAGAUCUUUGGCGGCGCAGGAUAUCAAAAGAGCGGCCCGGGAGCCACGGUUGAGCAAAUCAGCCGCGAUCUCCGCAUGCUGGUUGUCGGAGGAGGCAGUGAGGAAAUCAUGUCCGACCUAGCCAUUCGCCAGGAGCUCAUGAUGGCGCAAAAGGCGGCCAAGCUGUAAUCACAAGCAAAUAAAAAGGAAACCAGUUGCACGAAAACAGGGCUCGCAUGUAUUAUAGAGCGUGCAGAUAUCUGCAAGUCAUUUUCAAUAAUCAACCCGUAAGGCUCCGUCCUGUGUAGUGACCCCUCUCCUCCUCGCACAUUGCAGCCUUGAUUUGGCCUUUGACCCUGUGUUUAUGCGAGCUUUGGUUAUGUUCGGCCAAUGACCGGCUGGUUUGCGUGAGUAUAAGACGCAUAUUGGCUCUUGCGUAGAAAAUGGGCUCCCGGAACGCCACAAUCAGCCGGAAUCCUGCAUGACCUGUUUUUGGCCACCUUCUUAAUUAAGCAGCGCAUGGCGUCUGCGUUUUCUGCAACCCUCUCUCAUUGCUUCUUCUCGCAAACGAAAUGUAUCCAAAAACUCUAUUUGCCUCCCCUCCCGCUUCAUCACGCCUCCAUCAGCCGAGGCACCCACCCUGUGAACGAACCUGUCCAUCUGCCGAUGCCACAUAGUCAGCCCAACAAAGCACAACAGCCCGCCACCCAUAAUAGGGUCUGGACUACACAAAGGCUUUCCCGUCAUUGUUCUGCUGUACAGAUGAGGUGUUAUUCAGCUCGUAAGCAGCCCACUUGCGCCAUCACCGCAAAAGCUGGGGUCGGACAAGAGCCUGCUGCUCGGCCGGAUGAGGCUUGCGGGCAUCUUCCCAAUCCAGCAAUCGCAGCCUCUCCGGCAGCCAAUAGUUUGGUGGAGAUGGCUCCAUAUCGUUGGCUUUUUGUGCCGGCACUUGUCCUUUGUUCGUAAGCUUCUCUCUCUUGCUCAUAUUCCCGUGAAAGCGGGCGCCCGAACGAUCCGCCUCUUUAGCAACGGCGGUCCAGCUCCUCCCGUGUAGUGUCCGUUGCGAGUACGCGGAUUCUGCUCGCAAAUGCCACACACUUGUUACCCCGCAAGAUUUCCCCAGAGGCAACCCUUGUAAACAAGGGAGCUAAUGCAGUUUAUGCGCAAGCUUGGCAUCCCCCCGCCUUUGCUGGGUUCGG